Molecule: messenger RNA, 312 nt
Organism: Psylliodes chrysocephalus
Lineage: Eukaryota; Metazoa; Arthropoda; Insecta; Coleoptera; Chrysomelidae
Source: the annotation of a GenBank genome assembly
AUGAGAAAAAAGUUCUUACCUACGUUAGGUCUUGUAUGCGAUACAUAUUGGAUAUCUGAUCGAUCAGCUGCUGCGGUUGCUAGUGGAGUAUUAAAAGAUGUAGGAAUAAUUACCACAGAAGAAUAUCCGUCGAAAAUACUUGACAAAAAUAAAGUAAACAGGGAACGAAAGAAAUUUAGAAAUACCGCAAGGAAGGAGUUUAAAAGUGAUAACAGAAGAAUAAGAAGUCUGAAAGAAAAGAAAAACGGUAGAUUAUACGAGAAAACUGUCGAAGAAAACAUAUCGCUUAUCAAUGAACCUAAAUCUCUCUAA